UUUGAUCCAAAUAGUCGCUCGUCAGUUUAAUGCGUGUGGAGUUAUAACGGAACUAAAAGAAAAACUUAAAAACAGUCAUAAAAUAAAAAAUGUUUACAACGCGAUAUUUGUUAAUAUUCAGCUUGCUUGUGAUUUGUGCCAUAAGUAGUAGUUUUACUGCUGUGGCAAAUCCUACAUCAAUUUCGGAUUACGAGCAACCCUCCCGACGAUUAUAUAAAGCACACGAAUUGUGUUUGCCGAUCGUUACCGACGUCUCAUCAGCUGAAAGCGAGCAGGGCAUGCAAAGAGCUGCCACCUACAUUCGCUGCAUGGUUAGCAAUAUGGGCUUAUGGACCGACAGCGUUGGCUAUAAAGCUAAAAGAGUAGCGAAAUUUUUCAUGAAACAACAUAGCGAACACGAAGUCAUGGCUUUGGUCGAGUACUGUAAUCAAAAAAAUCAACAGGAAAAUCUGGAUUUAUGGGCUUUUGAAGCAUAUCGUUGUGCGACAGCCGGACGAAUGGGCACUUGGUUGGGAGAAUAUGUGCUGAGCGCGAAAUUGUAGUGAGAGGAGGAGAGAGAAAGUAUUUCAAGCUAAUUUAACUUUGAUAAAACAAAAAUAUAAGUAUUAUAAUUAUGGAUUAUUGAAAAGUAUACCAUUAUGGUGUGACAUAUUUUCAAAUAGUACCCAAGAAAUAAGAUUUUAAUUAUUAAUAUUAAAUUUAUUAAACAAGAAUAAAUCUGAAAAUUUAUUUUUCAAAAUUUUCCUGUGCAUUACCGGGUAUGUACAUUCAUAUGUAUAUAUGUUUACUUAUACAUUUGUCAUAUAUAAUAAAAAAGUCAAUAUUUUUUCCAUA
Ceratitis capitata (Mediterranean fruit fly) is the source of this 834-nucleotide messenger RNA. RefSeq lists its product as hypothetical. NCBI's taxonomy places the organism in Eukaryota, Metazoa, Arthropoda, Insecta, Diptera, Tephritidae. The record is from RefSeq and is a predicted model, not a curated record. The transcript has 2 exons. The coding region runs from base 90 to 542 and encodes 150 amino acids. Gene Ontology annotation, molecular function: odorant binding.